ACCUAUUAGAUACAUUGCUAUGCGAGAAGGAGGGAAUUUGAUUUCGGAUUUUUUUGAUGAGAAUAUCGCUAUUGACGGUCACCAUAUUCUUGUAGAGGAGGAUGUAUAUGGUUAUUAUAACUAG
Funneliformis mosseae is the source of this 124-nucleotide messenger RNA. The record is from the annotation of a GenBank genome assembly. Lineage: Eukaryota; Fungi; Glomeromycota; Glomeromycetes; Glomerales; Glomeraceae.